Molecule: messenger RNA, 5004 nt
Organism: Cotesia congregata
Lineage: Eukaryota; Metazoa; Arthropoda; Insecta; Hymenoptera; Braconidae
Source: the annotation of a GenBank genome assembly
AUGACGGGGGUCACACCCGAAUCUAUUAAUCCAAAUAAUGGUUUUGAUACUCGUAAAUCAGCCGAGGAAAUGGAUGAACAAAGACAAAAAACUCUUGCUUAUGAAUAUUUGUGUCAUUUGGAAGAAGCUAAAAUAUGGAUGGAAGCAUGUCUCAGAGAAAAAUUACCUUCGACUAUAGAACUUGAAGAAAAUUUGAGAAACGGAGUUUAUUUAGCAAAACUUGCACACUUUAUAGAUCCAGAGUCUUGUCCAAAUAAUAAAAUAUAUGAUAUUGAUCAGAAGAGAUACAAAAUUGCCGGUUUACAAUUUAAACAUACUGACAAUAUUAAUCAUUUCAUCAAGUGUUUAAAAUCUAUUCAAUUGCCAAUGAUAUUUCAACCCGAAACGACAGACAUUUAUGAUAAAAAAAAUAUGCCGAGAGUUAUUUACUGCAUACACGCAUUAAGUACACAUUUAUUUAAAUUAGGUAAAGCUCCAAAGAUACAAGAUUUGUAUGGGAAAGUUAAUUUCACAGAUGCUGAAAUUGAUGCUGUCAGUAAAGAGCUUCAAAAAUAUGGUAUACAAAUGCCAUCAUUUCAAAAAAUUGGUGGUUUACUUUUGAGUAGUAUGGCUGAAGAUACAGCGGCUCUUCAUGCUACUGUAAUUGCUAUUAAUCAAGUAUUGACAACAUUCGAUCGUAAUUUAUUAUUACAAGUACUAUCAAAGCCUGUUGCUAAAUUAAAAAAUGUUAAUUCAGAAUUGAUAGAUAAUUAUUUUGAUGUUUUACAACAAGCCAAAGAAGAUAAAAUAGAAGCUGCUUUUAACAGAUCAUUGAAUGACAGUUAUGUCCCGGAUGUAUACGAUGAAUUAUUAACACCAGCUGAAAUACAAGGACAUAUUAAUUAUGUUAAUUCAUUGGUAGCAUUUCAAAAUCUUGUUAAAUCAUUAAAUGGUGACAAUGAGGCUGAAUUUGUUAAAUGUUUAAAUAAUCCAGGGCUUGAAUUACAGCGUAUUGCAUUGAAAUCUAUCAAACAGUAUAAACAAGGAUUUAAUGUAUUCAUUGAAAGUUUAUCGAAUGAGCAAGAUUUUGUUUCAAACACAAUACGUUGGCAAUAUUUAUUACAACAAAAAAUAGACGAAAUAAAUGAUGAUGAAAAUAAAAAUAAGAAAAUUCAAGACGCGGUUAAAUCAUUGAAUUUAGCUCUUGAUAAUGAUUCACAAGACUUAUUUUAUACUGCAUUAAUUAAUCCGUAUUUAGGUAUCAGAGAAUCUAUUGAUGAAUUUGCUGUGCCACUCUAUUAUGAAGAAAUGAAGAUAGAUCGUACAGAGUCAAAGUGUGAUAUUUCUUAUCAAGAUAUUUUAGUCAGUAUACGUGUAUUAACAGCUAUCGCGGCUGUUUCUAAAGCAAUUGAUAUUAAUAAUCCAGAAUUAGUAUUUGAAGCAUUGUCAAAUCCGGAAACUCAAAUAACAAACCUCGAUAAAAAUAAUAAAGUUAAGUAUUAUCAUUCAUUGGCUGAUGAACGAUAUAAACAUUUAAUAAAUAAUAAUAAUAAUAAUAAAUGCCCAAUAUUGACGUACAUUGAUAUACAAGAAAUAAUUGACUUAGUUAAUCAGCAGUGUCAAAAUGACGAUCAAAUUAUUGAUACAUUGAGAUUAUUAAAUAAAUCUGUGUUGGAAAAUAAUAAAUCUGAUCUAAUGACGGCUUUAAAAAAUAAUUUAUUAGAUCCAACAGUACCGAUUAUGGAAAAUGACGCAACAUUGUAUUUGAGAUUAUUUAAACAAUGUUUAGAUGAAAUAAGUAAAGAAAGAUCCGAAUUAUGGCUUGAAGAUGUUGAGUUUGUUGCUAAAAUUGUUGUUGAAGAAGUAACUCACGUACAAAAUGUAUUUAACAUAUUAAUCCAAAUCAAUAAUGCCUUAAAUAAUAAUGAUUUAUCAACUACGGUAGAGUGUAUUAAAAGUGCUAAUUUUAAAAUAAUUGAUAAACACUGUGAAAAAUACUUUGAGUAUUUAAAAAAUUUAAAAGAAUAUAAAGAAAGACAAUACAAGUGUUCUUACAUCUGUUGUGUAACACCUCGCGAUAUUGAAGCAUUUAUAGAUCUUGAUAAACUUACAUACACCUGGGACCAACCGAAGAAUAUAACCGAUACUAAUUUUAUUACUGUGGAAGAUAUAGAAGAAAUAAUAAAUGUUGUUGCCAAUGAUGAAUAUAAUUUAUCAUCUGAUAAAUUUAAUGAACAAGCAAUUAUUAAUUUUCAAGCGUUAGCACGUGGUUAUUUAUUAAGAACAAAAAUAUCUCAACGUUUGACACAUUUUUAUGAUAAUUCUGAUUAUAUUGUUAAAAUUCAAGCAUGGUGGCGGGGAAUUAAACAACGUCGUAUUUAUCUUAAUAUUUUGAGUGAAAUAUACAAUAAAGAAGCUGAAGAAGAAGAAAAAGAAGAAAAAGUUGAAAAAGUUGAAAAAGAAGAAAAAGGAAAAAAAUUAAUUACUUUUUCAUCAGUAACAAAAAUAUCAGACCCAUUGGAUUAUUAUCGACAAUAUCAAGAUAAAAUAAUAAAAAUUCAAGCAUAUUGGCGUGGUAAAAAAACACGUAAAGCAUUUAUUUCAUUGUUACGUAUGGAAAAGCCACCAUUUCCAGUUGUACGUCAUUUUUCAACUGUAUUAAAUUUCAAUGCCGAGGAUUAUGACAAAGAUCUUCAAUUACAACAGCUAAAACAUGAUGUUGUUAAAACAAUAAAAUAUAAUGAAAAUUUAGCCCAACAAUUAAAUAGUAUGGACAUUAAAAUAGGCCUUUUAAUACAAAAUAGAAUAACAUUACAGGAUGUUAUUGCACACGGUAAAAGUUUAGAGAGUCUUGCUAAAGAAAAAAAUAACAAUAGAUUACGUAAAAAUUCAUUUACCGAGACAUCUAGUUACAAAGGUUUAAAAUCACUUACCAAAGAAGGAAGAAAAAUGUUAGAAGGUUAUCAACAUCUUUUUUAUGCAUUGCAAACAAAUCCAAUAUAUUUAUCUAAAUUAUUAUUUCUUUUACCACAAAGUAAAUCAAAUAAAUUUUUACAAAAUGUUAUUCUUACAUUAUAUAAUUUUGGAUCAAAUAUAAGAGAAGAGUAUUUAUUAUUAAAAUUAUUUGGUAAAGCACUGGAGGAGGAAAUAAGAUCUAAAUUUCAAAAACCAUCAGAAGUAGUAACUGGUAAUCCGUUGGUAUUAAAAAUGGUUGUUAAUUAUGCCCGACAAUUGAAUGGACAACGAGCAUUGAGACAAAUAUUGGGUCCUGUUAUUGAAAAAGUAUUAGCCGAUAAAAGUAUAAGUAUUGAAACAAAUCCAGUUGAUAUUUAUAAAUGUUGGAGAAAUCAAUUGGAAAUGAAAACUGGAGAAACAAUUAAUUUACCAUAUUCAGUAACAGAACAACAAGCAUUAACUUAUGAACAAGUACGUAAAAAAUUGUCUGCUGGAAUAGAAUUACUUCAGAGUACAGUAUUGGAAUUUUUACAAAGAAUAACUGAAUCACGUAAUUUAAUACCUUAUGGAAUGCUUUAUAUAGCUAAAGUACUUUAUAAAACAUUAUCUGAAAAAUUUCCUAACGCACCAGAAAAGGAUAUACUUAAAGUUAUUGGUAAUUUAAUUUAUUAUCAUUUUAUAAAUGCAGCUAUUGUUGCACCAGAUGCUUUUGAUAUAAUAACAUUGCCAAUUGAAAAAUCAUUGUCCAAUGAUCAAAGAAGAAAUUUAGCCAGUAUUGCUAAAAUUUUACAAUUUGCAGCCUCGAAAAAAGGAUUUGGCGAGGAAGCAUCACAUUUAGUAUGUUUAAAUCCAUUUAUAAUUGAUUGUCAUGAAAAAUUUAAAAAUUUCUUCCGUUCCUGUUGUCAAAUAGAAGAUAUUGAUCAGCAUUUUAAUAUACAUGAGUAUACAGAAGCAACUUUAAUUCAUAAACCAGAAAUUUAUAUCUCUAUUCAAGAAAUUUGUGAUACCCAUUCAUUAGUUCUGGAGUAUCAAUAUGAAAUAGCACCUGAUCUCAAUGAUCAGCUUCACAAAUUAUUAGAUGAUUUGCAACCAUCAGCACCAACAAUUACAUCUUUGAUGGGUGUUACAGAGCCAGUAUGUGAUUCAACAGUUGCUCGAAUGGGUAAAACAGAAGUAUGCUUGGUACUUACUAACAAAUUUUUAGUUCCCAACAAUGAUGAUCAGAGUCUUGAAAAAUUAUUCAUUAAAACAAAAGAAUUAUUGGUCUCGGUGAUACAAUUUUUAAAAGGUGAUACACUUGUUAGUGCACUAGAAUCCACAACAACACCAAUUCAACAAAAACUUUAUGAUGCUAAAUUUACAACUAAUACAAGUAUAAAUACAACAAUAUACAGAAAUAGUUCAUCAUUAAAUGAUUGUAAAUUUCAAUUACGUGCCUAUUUAACUAAAUUGGAGCAUGGAAAAUAUCUAACAAGAGAAGACGGUUAUCAAACUAUCGUUACUGCUGUUGCUAAAGAUUUGUGUAAUAAAGGAAAGUAUCGUAUGAUAAGAAAUAAAGAAUUACAAGCAUUAAGAAUUACUAGACAACGUUUACAGGAAAAAACUAAAUAUUACGCUGAACAAGUUCAAUAUUAUAAUGAAUAUACAAAACGUUGUUUAGAUAAUCUUCACACUGGCAAGGGUACACUACGUGCUGUUAAAAUACAACAACAACAACAACAAAAAAAUAAUAACAACAAUCAUGCUAGUUUAAAAUCUAAAAAAACUCUUAAAUAUUCAGCAACAAAACUUGCUGAAAAAGGAGUAUUGUUAGAAAUUGAUGGUCUUUCGCAUGGACAAUUUAAAAAUGUUACUUUUGAGAUAACGCCAACAGAACACAGUGGACUAUUUACAAUAAAAGGUAAAUUUAUGGGUGUUGAAAUGGAAAAAAUAGAAAUAGAUAUACAAAAAUUAUUACAACUUCAAUUUGAGGGUGCUCCCAUUCUAAAUUUAUUUGAUAAAGCUAAAGUUAAUGUCAAUCUUUUAUUAUAUUUAUUAAAUCGUAAAUUUUAUGGCAAAACUUGUAAUUAA